GCGCUCCCGCACAAACCCCGCCUCGCCUCACAGCCACGCGGCCUUCCCGCACUCAGGAUGGCCCCGCAAUGGCUUCACUCGCGGCUCAGUGCCCAACUCCAGCAUGGCGACACGCGCCUCACCAGCUCGCCGUGCCCUUUCUCAAAAUGGCAGCUGCAGCCUUCAGCCGGGCGGGGCUGCCCAUAAAGGCUGGCAAGGCUUCCCGCCCUCCUUUCCCUUGAGCAGGACGGCGGCGCUGGGCGGUGUCGGGCGCUGCCGCCCCGCCCCGGGGCAGGCGGGCGGCGCGGUCACGUGCGCGCGUUGCCGGGCAGUGCGGAGGCACCGGGGGCCGGGGCGGCCGCGGGAGCGAAGCUGGGCCGGGAUGGGCUGCGCGGCGCUGCUCUGGGGCGCGAUCCUGCUUGCCUGCAGCUGCGGCCCGGGGCCCCCCAGGGUCGGUGCCGCUCCGCUCUUGGCGGCCACCUACGUGCUGGACGAUGCCAACGGGCUGGGCAGGGAGUUCGACGGAAUCGGGGCUGUCAGCGGCGGCGGGGCCACAUCUAGACUCCUGGUGAACUACCCAGAACCUUACCGCUCCGAGAUUUUAGAUUACCUGUUCAAGCCAAAUUUUGGUGCAUCUUUACAUAUUCUCAAGGUAGAGAUUGGAGGUGAUGCACAGUCAACAGAUGGCACUGAACCCUCCCAUAUGCACUAUGAGAAUGAUGAGAACUACUUCCGGGGCUAUGAAUGGUGGCUGAUGAAGGAAGCCAAAAAGAGGAACCCCAAAAUUAAACUGAUUGGGCUACCUUGGGCAUUUCCAGGAUGGAUAGGGAAGGGUGAAAAUUGGCCCUAUGACUAUCCAGAUAUCACUGCUUACUAUAUUGUUUCUUGGAUAUUAGGAGCAAAACAGUAUCAUGAUUUGGACAUUGAUUAUAUUGGGAUAUGGAAUGAAAGGGCAUUUAGUAGCAAAUACAUUAAGCUGUUGAGGUACACAUUGGAUAAGCAUGGUCUGGAGCAGGUGAGGAUCAUAGCCAGCGAUAGACUGUGGGAGCCCAUUUCCUUUGUCAUGAUGAUUGACUCUGAGCUCCACGGAGUGGUCGAUGUGAUUGGGGCUCACUAUCCUGGGACAAAAACAGUGAAAAAUGCCUUAUUAACUGGGAAGAAACUGUGGUCAUCAGAAGAUUACAGUACUUUCAAUAAUGAUGUUGGUGCAGGCUGCUGGGCUCGGAUCCUGAACCAAAACUACGUGAAUGGAAACAUGACCGCAACAAUUGCAUGGAACCUGGUGGCCAGUUAUUAUGAGGAGCUGCCCUUUGGUCGAUGCGCGUUAAUGACAGCACAGGAGCCGUGGAGUGGCCACUAUAAAGUUGAAUCUCCUAUCUGGAUUACAGCACACACCACACAGUUUACUCAGCCAGGCUGGUCAUACUUGCAAGUGGAUGGACACUUAGAAGGAGGUGGCAGUUUUGUAGCUCUGACAGAUGGCCUAGGGAACCUUACCAUCAUCAUUGAAACUAUGAGUCAUAAUCACUCCAAAUGUAUCAGACCUCCAUUGCCUAAUUUCAGUGUGGUACCUCAGAGUGCAACUUUCUACCUCAGAGGGUCAUUUUCUAUGGUGCAAACCCUUCAAGUGUGGCAUUCUAGACUUGAUUUUGAAUCUGGAAACUCCAGUCUUUUCCAGCAACUCCAUCCUUUACGGGUAUGGAGGGGAAGAUUUUCUUUAGAUCUGGACGUGGAUGAAGUCUACACUUUAACCACACUCAAGACAGGAUGGAAAUGUGGUUACCCAGAGCCGCCUCCUCCUCAGCCCUUCCCUUCCAUUUACAGUGAUGAUUUCAAUAUACGUAAUCCACCUUUCAGUGAAGCCCCAAACUUUGCAGAUCAGACAGGUGUGUUUGAAUACUUUGUAAAUGCUUCUGACGCAGGAGAUCAUGUGUUCACACUCCGCCAGGUGGUGGUUCAGCGGCCCAUCACUUGGGUUUCUGAUGCAGACCAGACCAUCAGUGUCAUAGGAAAUUUUAAGUGGGUAAACAUGACAGUCACUUGUGACAUCUACAUAGAAAAACCUCGUGAUGGAGGAGUGUUUAUUGCAGGAAGAGUUGACAAUGGUGGGAUAUAUGUGAGAGAUUCCAAAGGAGUUUUCUUCUGGGUUUUUGCAGAUGGCACCUACAGAGUCACUAGUGACCUAGCUGGAAAAGAAAUAUUAAUGAAAGGACUUGCUGGUGUUCGGGAUAAUGUAUGGCACACACUCACUCUCAACAUUCAGGGCAACUCUGCCUCAGGACUGUUGAAUGGUUAUCCUCUCUGGGAGAAUGUCACCAUUUCCAAACCGGGGAACGGCUGGGCUGCCCUCGGAACUCGCUCCUUUGAGUUUGCACAGUUUGACAACUUUCACAUUGAAGCUUGCUGAGGUGGCUUUGGCAUUUGGAGAACCUGGUUCUCAUGUUACUUUGCAUAAGAGCCAAGACAAACUGGAGAGCUGAGGGCUAAACUGUGAUUGAUCUCUUGGCAAAGAGUCUGGAUUCAGUCCGUGGUAAUUGUUUAAGGUUUACUUGAGUAGAUAUCAACAUGAUUGUAGCUUUAUCCCCUAUUGCUGUGGGAUUUUUGCCCUUCAGUUUUUGGGGGCAAAUUUUAGUUCAAGGUAACGAUGAAAACAAAUUCUUGGAUUUAAAUAUCUUUUAAUAACAACAUCCUAACUUACCAGCUCACUGCUAAGAUAACUUUAGAAAUUAACAGAAGACAGAUUCAUCCUAAGCUGCAUUUUUUAACACUUCUCUACUACGUCCAUUGCUUUCACUGUGAAAGAAAGAAUUAAAUGCCAGUAAGCCUUAUGAGCCAGUGGGCCCUGUACUUUUGUAGGUCCAUCAUUCUCAAAUUUCAUUUGGAUAAAGUACUUAGAUUUCCUAUAGUAAAAAAAGAUGUUUUGUCUGUUUUUUUGCUACAGUCUGUGACUAGACAUUGCAGUUCUCCAAAUGCACUUGAUUACAUCUUUCAACUUUCAUUGCCAGCUCUAAAAUAUAUCCUAUUUUCAGUGGAAUGGAAAUGUGCCUUAUGACUGAUCAGGGAGUGCAGCAUGUGGCUUACUUCUAAUCUACCUCCUCUUUCCACUGAAAGGGUUGAAAUGGAUGAAAAGAUACCAUAACUUACAGUUUGUUGGUGAUAAUAUUGUGGGGUUUUUUGCAUAGUACAAAGAGUAAAAACAUUGCAUCGUGGGUAUUUCCCUGUCAGGUCACAUGUGGAAACUGGCCUUUUGUUCCUAGAAACUUGGGCAAACAUCUCUCUCUUUUGAUAGAUUUAGAGCUUUGAAUAGAAAAUAAUUAAAGCCUAACAAUGAUAUUUAGUUUAUUGUAUUACUGUGGCACAGAGGAGAUAUGGAUACUAUCACUUCCUGGUAUAAAAGAAAUUUUUUAAAAAGUGGUCCUUUUCUUUAAUGGUUUGCAAACUGAUUAAAACGUAAAUAGCAGUUGGUGGACAGAGGGAAUUGUUCAGUGUGCCAAGCAGUGGUAAUGACACAAGGAUAUCUGUUUUUAAACUUUUCCUAGGUAUCAUGGAGUGAAAUUCAGAGGAUAAUUCAGAUCUUUGGGAAUGGAGGGAUUCUACUUAGCUGUUGCUUCAUUUUAUUUUUUCCCCCAAGUUACUGCAUUAUAAAAAAAGCAAUUAAUUGAGAACAUGAGGUACUGAAUGGGUUUUUCCUCACUGCAUUUGCAGUUUAAUUGGUUCCAGAAUUUUUCCUGUUUGUUGUUGGCCAGUUUGAAGGAAGAUGAUAUCCAUUGUCUUAAUGAAAUGUACUUCCUGUGUCCAUCUACUUUUCGCAUUCACAUCCUGUUUAAUUGACAAGCAAGUUGUUCCACAUACCUGAUAAGGCUCUAAUAGCUGUAUGAGGCCAUUUGUAGCAGGCAACAUCUGAAGGUUUUCAGUGUAGUUUGAUUUAUAGAGAUUAUUCUUCUGAUCCCCUUCAUUUUGAAGGCUGAUUCCAAUAAUUGUUAACUUCAGUCUUUGAAGUUGUCAUCUAAUAUAAAGUUAAUGUUAUACAGAUCAUUCCUGGAAAAUUUUUAUAAAGUUGAUCUUCCAUUUUCAGUUUUGGAGAAGAGUUCUUAAAAUUCUGUCUCUAGUAAGAAAAAAUGUUGUGUCUUUUAGCUGUUAUAUUGAUACUACUUAUUCAUACUUGGAAAUUUCAUACAUGCCAGUAACCUUGAAAAAUGGUUUAAACCACUAAACUUUAAAACUCUAGUAGAAGACUUCCAAAUGUUAAGUAACUGUUUACUUAAGUGGGUGAAAAAUGAAAGGCAAUUUUCCAUGUAAUUUUCAAGUAUGGAUGCAGAUCUGUUCAUUGCUUGCCUGAUUUCCUAAGGAAUGUCACUGGUCACUCCACAUGUGAAAGAAUCUGAUUUUAGGUCCUCAUAUUCAGGUAAUAUGAGUAUAAUAAUCUCAGAAUAAAUUAUUUUAGCUGUGAUGGAUUCCUGUAGUUGGAUGCUUCUUGGAGACUUCCUGGUAUCUUCUGUGGCUGCAAGCAGAGAGAUCAGCAAUGAUGCUGUUAUUCCAAAGGAGCUGUUCGUUUUUUUAACUUUCUGAUGCACUACUGUAAUACUGUAUUGUUAUAUUGUGUACUAAACACCAUGUAUUUUAUCAUUGGAAAUGUUGAUUUUUUUCCCCUAAUCUUAAUUUACAAUGUUGGAGGAUUAAAGUGUUAUGCACAGAGUAAGUGAUUUAAUGGUGACAUAAUGUUAUUCAUCUUUAUAUGUCUGUAAUUCUUCACCCUUCAGUAGACUGUAAUAUGUUUGGCAAUAACAAGCUGUCAGGUUUUUCACUGAGGGGUGGAUUUAUGUUGUUGAUUAUAAAUGCUAAUCAUUCCAAAUGGACAAAUAAAACACUUAAAAACGCU
Molecule: messenger RNA, 4858 nt
Organism: Zonotrichia albicollis (white-throated sparrow)
Lineage: Eukaryota; Metazoa; Chordata; Aves; Passeriformes; Passerellidae
Gene: GALC
Product: galactosylceramidase
Biological process (GO): galactosylceramide catabolic process
Cellular component (GO): lysosome
Molecular function (GO): galactosylceramidase activity
Source: RefSeq, a predicted model, not a curated record